CCUGCGGCCUGCGGGGACCCGAACGCAAACCGCCCACGCCACCCCUAUGUGGGCCAACGUACAGCGGUCCCCUCAGAGAGCACUACCACGAGCGAGGCGUCGACCCCGUCCCGCCUCCAUCUCACCUAAUAUUACUGCAAACGCAUAUUUUUUGACAAUUUUUUUCCCAAAAUAAUUCAUCGUAUUCUUUUCGUUCCAUUUCCAACUUCAUCAUUUCUUUCUUUCUUUCUUUGGUUUCUUCCUCUCUAUCUCUCGUCUCCCUCCUACCGAAUUAAAACUCUCGACCUGCCAAGCCGCACCGAACCCUAGGUCCCGAUCCGGCGUCUCGCCCGUGCUGCUUGGAUCGGACGGGUGUGUUGGAUCGGAUCGGCGGCGGGAUGACGAUCCCGAGCGCGGAGGGGUUCCUCCAGGCGUCGAGCUGCCUCCCUUGCACGGCGGCGGAGGAGCGGGAGGUCGUUGACGCGCUCACCAGGGAGGCCGAGAAGAAUGUCAAGCACGGGGAUCUCCGCUAUCUCGUCUCGCAGAGCUGGUGGAUGGAGUGGCAAGGUUAUGUGGGCAUAUUCAGUCAUGGAGAGAAUGGCACCGAGCAGUUUCCUCAGGCUAUGAAUAGACCUGGAGAGAUUGAUAACUCGAAGCUUGUUUCGGCAGAAAGGAUCAAUGGUAGUGAAGAGCCAGAGCUUCAAAGGACCUUGAGAGAAGGGGAGCACUAUACUUUGGUGCCGCAAGAAGUUUGGCAAAGGCUAUAUGAAUGGUAUAAAGGUGGACCAGAAAUCCCUAGAAAAGUUAUUUUUGACAAUCCAAUUGACAAGACUUACAUAGUGGAUGUCUACCCUCUCUGUCUAAAACUAAUUGAUGGAAGGGACAGUUGUCAAAAAGUUUUCAGAAUAAGUAGAAAGGCCAAAGUUCAUGAGCUUUACUCAAUGGUUUGCUCACUCAUGUCAGUAGAGCAGUCCGAGAUUGUCAUCUGGGAUUAUUACCAAAGGUCAAAGGGCAAAAAGUUGCUUAAUCAAAAUGAGACACUAGAAGAAGCUCAACUUACUAUGGACCAGGAGAUCCUCUUGGAGAUGAAGCUGGGCGAGAGCAGUUCAGGUUUCAGUACAAGAUCCACAAAUGAUGAAUUAGCAUUAAUUCCAUUAGAACCCUCCACAUCAUCAUUUUCUAUUGCUGGAGGGCCUACAUUUUCAAAGGGUUUUUCAUCUGGGAUUGGUUCUAGUUUUUCACAAGAUAAUAGCUUCAGUCCUUUAUUAAGGGAUAGUGAAGAUGGUUACAAUAGUCUCAGCAAUGGAACUAAAGAUGGCACUCAUGGAUUGAGUGGAUUACAUAACUUGGGUAAUACAUGCUUCAUGAAUAGUGCCAUACAAUCCUUGGUUCAUACACCUCCACUGGUACAGUACUUUUUGGAGGACUAUACUUGUGAAAUAAACACAGAAAAUCCACUAGGCCUUCAGGGUGAACUUGCGAUAGCAUUUGGAGAGCUACUUAGAAAACUCUGGUCAUCUGGUCGAACUUCUGUUGCUCCACGUGCAUUUAAAUCAAAACUUUCUCGUUUUGCUCCACAGUUCAGUGGAUAUAAUCAGCAUGAUUCUCAGGAGCUACUUGCGUUCUUGUUGGAUGGUCUGCAUGAAGAUCUGAACCGUGUAAAAAAGAAACCAUAUAUUGAGGCAAAGGAUGCUGAUGGCCGUCCAGAUGAUGAAUUUGCUGAAGAAUGCUGGAAUUACCAUAAAGCUCGAAAUGACUCCAUAAUUGUAGAUAGGUUUCAAGGUCAAUACAAGUCCACAUUGGUGUGCCCAGUUUGUAACAAAAUCUCAGUUACCUUUGACCCAUUUAUGUAUUUGUCGCUGCCAUUACCGUCAACAGUUACUCGGAUGAUUACUGUAACUGUAUUCAGUGGUACUGGAGAUGUUCUUCCAAUGCCUUACACUGUGACUGUACAAAAAAAUGGAAACUGCCGAGAUCUUACUAAAGCCCUUGCUGAUGUUUGCUGCUUAAAAGAUUCUGAGACAUUGUUGCUUGCAGAGGUAUAUGAGCGUCGGAUCUACCGUUACCUAACAAAUCCAAUUGAGGGACUUCAUAGUAUAAAAGAUGAAGAUAUACUUGUUGCAUAUAGGCUCCCUGUUGGUUAUGAAAAACUUUUGAGGUUGGAGAUCCUGCAUCGGAGGGCAGACAGAUUUCUUGUGGAGCCUCAGUUUAAUAUCAACAGGAAGCUCAUUGGGUGCCCCAUUGUGACUUGUAUUCCAAAUGGUUCUACUGGAAAAUCUGAUAUUUAUGCGGCUGUAUCUGCUGUUUUGGUUCCAUUUGUACGAGCAAAAGCACAUAGCCCUGAUGUGUCUGCUGUCAAGUUAAAUGGCAAUGGGCCAAGCCUGGAUGGUAUUGUACUGACGGAUAAUGGCACCACCAGUGAGGAGGGUCUCUCUAUAUCAAGAUCAAGUGAGGAUGAUAAUGCAGCUGUCGAUGAGCUUUUACCGUUCCAGCUUUCAUUGACUGAUGAAAAAGGAAGUAUAAGAAAUGCUAUAGACACGGAUUCUAAUCGUGGUUUAGGACUAGUUAUUAGGGUUUUGAUGGAUUGGUCUGAGAAAGAGCAUGGGAUGUACAAUAUUGAUUACAUGGAUGGACUUCCUGAAGUCUUCAAGCCUGGUUUUAUGUCAAAGAAGACCCGGCAAGAAGCAGUCAAUUUAUUUUCAUGCUUGGAUGCUUUUCUGAAGGAGGAACCCCUAGGGCCUGACGACAUGUGGUACUGUCCUGGGUGCAAGGAACACAGGCAAGCUAGCAAGAAACUGGACUUGUGGAGGUUACCUGAGAUAUUAGUAGUUCAUUUGAAAAGGUUCUCAUACAGCCGGUAUAUGAAGAACAAGCUUGAUACAUUUGUGAAUUUUCCAAUCCAUGACCUCAAUAUGAGCAAGUAUGUGAAGCUGACAUCAAGAGGUGACCAGCACCCCAUGUAUGAACUCUAUGCAGUAAUAAAUCAUUACGGUGGUCUUGGUGGUGGACACUAUUCUGCAUAUGCAAAGCUAGUAGAAGAGAACAACUGGUAUCAUUUUGAUGAUAGUCAUGUUUCCUCUGUUAAUGAGGAUGAGAUCAGGACGUCUGCAGCAUAUGUGCUUUUCUACCGACGAGUUGGAGGUUCAAGUACGGUGGCAAAUGGUGGUGCAGUCGACAUUGAAAUGGUUGAUUCGAUAGAGAUGUAGUUAAGCCUAUGAGUAUAUCAUGUGGACCGAGAUAUGGAGCUCAGAAGAGUUCUUCUGGAAUUUGCAUGUCUGCUCUGGGACGGAAUAUUCGUGUAUCGAGCCACUGAUAUUUUGAUGCAUGGCAGAGAAGUGUGGUCGAAUUAGCAAUGUUAGCAUAUGGAUAUGCAUUUCAUAUGACUCAGAGUUCCAGAUAUUCUGUGACCAACCCUUUUGAGUAGAACUGAUCCCGACAGGUAAUUGAGAAAAUGACCUGAUUUGAAAAUUUUGCUGAUAGGCAGAUGCAGCUCUUGGGGUCUACAAUUUUAAUUGGUGUGGAAGGUCUGUGCUGUAGCCAAGGGAUUGCAACUGGAAAAAAUGAUGUAACAAUGCUGCAUAUUCUUUUUGCCUAAGCUACAGCUGUGCUACAGCAGUUUUGAUUACUGUUGCCUUUUGUUAUAAAAUUCUCUUAUCAUCAUUA
This is a messenger RNA of Sorghum bicolor (sorghum), 3642 nucleotides long. Its product is annotated as ubiquitin carboxyl-terminal hydrolase 9. Gene Ontology annotation, molecular function: cysteine-type deubiquitinase activity. The record is from RefSeq and is a predicted model, not a curated record. The transcript is spliced from 13 exons. Gene Ontology annotation, biological process: protein deubiquitination. Bases 378 to 3185 code for a protein of 935 amino acids. NCBI's taxonomy places the organism in Eukaryota, Viridiplantae, Streptophyta, Magnoliopsida, Poales, Poaceae.